AUUAUUCAAAUUCGGCGCAGUCACUCUCCGUUCUGCGACUUUUUCUCUUUUAUUACCGCAAAGGGCACACAUCUGUACCAAGUGCUAGGCGUCGACAAGAAAGCUACUCCUGAAGACAUCAAAAGGGCAUAUCGGAAGUUGGCUCUCAAAUAUCAUCCGGACAAAAAUCUAGAUGGAGACCCCGAAAAAACGGAGAUUUUCAAAGAAAUCAACUAUGCUCAUGCUGUGCUCUCGAAUCCGAAAAAGCGGCAGGUUUAUGAUGAAAUGGGAGAUGCUGGAUUGAAAUUGUUAGAACAGUUUGGAGAAGACGAAACAGUACUACACUGGUUGUUGAAGCCAUGGUUCAAGUGGGUGUUCUUCGGAUUUGGCUUGCUCACUUGUGGUUUCUUCUGCUGUUGCUGCGGUUGUUUAUGCUGUUGUAAAUGUUGCUGUAAUUUCUGCUGUGGAAAGUAUGAACCGAAAGUUCCAGAAGUAGGUCAAAAAAGUUUUUUUAUUUUUGAUUACCCAAAAAGGGAACGUUGA
This is a messenger RNA of Haemonchus placei, 522 nucleotides long. NCBI's taxonomy places the organism in Eukaryota, Metazoa, Nematoda, Chromadorea, Rhabditida, Trichostrongylidae. The record is from the annotation of a GenBank genome assembly.